GAGCUUACCGUUGCACAUGCGCAGUAGGUUCUGUUACCCUCGCCCCAUCCCCGGGGCGUUAGAAACCGCUAGCCAGAGCUGGCUGGCUCCCUACGCCAGUCUGGAGGAAGUCCGAGACCUUGAGCCCUAGUGAGGGGCAUAAAAGAACAGCAUGCAGGAUCCAAAUGAAGAUACAGAAUGGAAUGAAAUAUUAAGAAAUUUUGGCAUUCUUCCUCCGAAAGAAGAACCAAAAGAUGAAAUUGAAGAGAUGGUGCUACGCCUACAGAAGGAGGCAAUGGUUAAACCAUAUGAGAAGAUGACCCUUGCGCAGUUGAAAGAAGCUGAGGAUGAAUUUGAUGAAGAAGACAUAAAAGCUAUUGAAAUAUAUAGAGAAAAACGGUUACAGGAAUGGAAAGCACUUAAGAAGAAACAAAAAUUUGGGGAAUUGAGAGAAAUUUCUGGAAAUCAGUAUGUGAAUGAAGUUACAAAUGCAGAAAAGGAUUUGUGGGUUGUAAUUCAUCUGUACAGAUCAAGCGUCCCCAUGUGCUCAUUGGUUAACCAGCAUCUUAGCCUCUUAGCAAGAAAGUUCCCAGAAACUAAAUUUCUUAAAGCCAUCGUGAAUAGCUGUAUUGAACACUACCAUGACAACUGUUUACCAACAAUUUUUGUUUAUAAAAAUGGUCAGAUAGAAGGCAAAUUCAUUGGAAUUAUAGAAUGUGGAGGGAUAAAUCUCAAGCUAGAAGAACUUGAAUGGAAACUAUCAGAAGUUGGUGCAAUACAGACUGACUUGGAAGAAAACCCCAAAAAAGGCAUUGCAGAUAUGAUGGUGUCUUCAAUUAGAAACAUUUCCAUUUAUGACAGUGAUAGCUCCAACAGUGAUAAUGAUGCCAAGUAGAACUAGUUAAUAAAUAGCUUCAACGUAUAUGUAUUGAAUGCUUUAUUUUCUAUUGACUUUAUAUUCAGAUAAAAAAUGUAUAGAACUUAUUUUUAUGUAAGAAUUAGAGCCUACAUGUCAAUUGAAAUUUUUUCAGGUGUUUAAGAAUAUUGUCUCUUGAAAAUAUGAACUUUUACUCCUUAGUAUUUUUCUGUGACUUACUUUUUUCUGAUGCCUGUUGAAGAAAACCAGCAAAUACCUUAAGUCUUUUGUGUUGCAUAAUCACUUUCAAAAAGACCCAUGGAAGAAAAUAAAUUUAACUUUAUAAAUAAAA
Messenger RNA from Microtus ochrogaster (prairie vole), 1187 nucleotides. It is a transcript of the gene Pdcl2, whose product is annotated as phosducin like 2. Gene Ontology annotation, biological process: protein folding. The record is from RefSeq and is a predicted model, not a curated record. Gene Ontology annotation, cellular component: cytoplasm. Lineage: Eukaryota; Metazoa; Chordata; Mammalia; Rodentia; Cricetidae.